Molecule: messenger RNA, 490 nt
Organism: Mangifera indica (mango)
Lineage: Eukaryota; Viridiplantae; Streptophyta; Magnoliopsida; Sapindales; Anacardiaceae
Exons: 1
Coding region: 41-331 (96 amino acids)
Source: RefSeq, a predicted model, not a curated record
AUUCAAAUAUCAGAAAUGUAGAAGAGUCACGGAGGCAGAGAUGGAGAAGAAAGACCAAAGUGUGAGAUCUCAGGUUGCAAUAAGGUGUGCCAAAGCCGCGAUUCUGCUUUAUGCGUUGGCCAAUCGCCAUUCGAAAGCUACAAUCAACAACGAAGACGAGGAAAAGGAGAUGCUGAAGAGAGAAAUAGAAGAUCUGAAGGUGGAAAUGGCCAGGGAGCGAAUGAAGACUAAGAAAAUCAAUCUUUGCAGCUUAGUUGAGGUGGCUCUUCAGGUAUCGGUUGUGUUGUUUGUCUCUAGUUUCUUUUUAAUGCUAGCAUUCAAGCCGAACUGAACAAAUUGUGAAGGUUAGAAUGAGCUAUUUACAUCAAUCUCAUCCAACUCCGUAGCUCAUUCUAGUACUAGAGAAUUGUAUUUGGUAGUGUUUCUUUUCUGAACACCAUUAAAUGCUUUCUCUUUCAAAUUUCAGUAAGAAUGAUAAAUGGUUCUUUUC